CCGGGCGGCGUCACACGGGCACGCUCCCGCCUGCCCCCCUCCCAGAGGAGGGGAAGGAGGAGGAGGAGAGGAGGAUGGUAUUAAAGGGAGGACAGUUCCGGGGCUGUUAGUGGCAGCGGACAUGGCUGAGAAGAGCAGCGAGCUGAACGGCCCCGCGGGCUCGGUGUGCAGGCGGUGCGCGGCCUCGGGGGACAAAGGGGUGGGCUCCAAGUGGGUCCGGCUCAAUGUGGGGGGGACCUGCUUCCUGACCACCAGGCAAACUCUGUGCAGGGACCCCAAAUCCUUCCUGUAUCGGCUGUGCCAGGCAGACCCAGACCUGGACUCAGACAAGGUAUAUGGACAGGGGAUGGGGGGGCUGCACCUUUAUAUCAGGGGUGGGGGUAUCCUACUGAAUUAAUACCCACCCAGGGCUGUUCUCAUCUAUGGUAUUAAAGCCUAUGAGCUAUUCUAAUCGCCAGGCUGGGGGGCUACACCUUUAAAUAAAGGGGUCUCCUUCUGAAUUAAUGUUCACCCAGGUCUAUCCUCAUUUAUGGUGUUGAAGCUCCAUGGGCUAUUAUAUUCCCUAGGUUGGAUAAGUGAGAUGGGAGUUGACAGCUGUAAUUCUUUCUGGUGGGGAGAGAGAGAGAGAGAGUGUGUGUGUGUGUGUGUGUGUGUAUAUAUAUAUAUAUAUAUAUAUAUAUAUAUAUAUAUAUAUUUUCUACCUCUCUGUAUGUGUGUAUAUUUAAAAAAAUAAAUAAAAUCAAAAUGUGCUGAGGUGAAGAUUAGGUAGGACUUCUCUUGCUCUCCUAGGUUAUUUUAUAUAUUUCCUACUUCUCUACCCAAGUUGACAUAGGUUGGUACAGCUAGUAAGACUUGGUGGGGAAGUUGGCUACUUUGGCAGAUUUUGAUCCGUUAUUGCUGCAUGGUCCCGGAAGGGGUCCUAAGAUCCCUAGACAAAAUUAUUCAUGAUGAGAAGCACAAAAGGUGGUAGGAGUCAAAUUAGACUGUCUACGAAUAACAGGAAAUAUUCAAAUUGGUAGAUGUACCAAGGUGUGACCCUCACUUUAUUUUAUACAGAGCUGUAAAUGCUUAGUGUGUGAUAUGAACGAUAAAUAAUGUAGGGAAAAUCUGCUUUGGGACCAGAGAUUCCAGUACUCCAUUUCCAGAGCUUUAAACAGUGUGGUGGAAAUUGAUAGCUGAGGGCUAAUGGCUACCUGUCCCUGGAGGGGUUCUGUGAAUAAUGGAAAGUAGAUGUAUGGUAGAGUAGACAUCUGACUAAUGGGCUGAAACUAGUUACUUUCGAGGGAUUGGUUGAUCUUAAGAAUCUAAGAUAAUCGGAAGACAAGGAUGUAAAUGGAGUGCAAUGUUACUUCUCGGUAGAGGAUAUCAAAAUGGUUUUGACAUUAAGGAGGUUUGGGGAUGGAGUUGGUAACAGAGCUAUUAGAGGCUCAGACGGCUGACCAAUGUCUGUAAAUUGAAGCACGCGGAGUGUAAUUGAUUUAAAGUACAAAUUAGAUGAGUCCACAGGUGUAUGAUCUAAAGAUUUAACAUUAUUUUAUAUUUAAUCAAUUUAUUAAAUAUUCCCAAUAGGCUUUUUGUGUACAUACAUUGUUGGUAACUGCUAUGCUCUUAAAUGUUUGUUGAAAAAUUCAUUUUCUAAGAUGGUGAGUAAACUGGUACCUGGAAGAAUUAGUGGGCAGGGAUAAGAACAGGCCUGUGUGACAGAUUAUGCAGGAUUACGUAGGUGGUGAUUAUGUACAAUCACCACUUACACUAACUGCUGAUGUGUGCGUGUUAGAAGAUUUAACUAGGGUAGGUCAGCAUUUUCCAGAGUUCUCUAUUAGUUUUAUGAAACUAAGAUAGAUGGAUCAAUAGUUUGUUUUUGAUUUACUUUAUUUUUUUAGCUUUCUAUUGCUGGCCAUAAAUAGAAAUCUUUGUAUGUAUGUUGUAUUUUUAUUUAAUAUUAAGCCAUUGGGACAUUUCAUUUUGAUUAAAGAUCUUUUAAAAGCGUGUUUCUGACUCAAAGAAAUGUGGAAUCUUUGUAUUCUAUGUCUUAAUUUGAUGUUUUGUACUGUAACCUUUUAGUUUAUCAGCUGCGCAUUUCGCACUUUUGCACCAAUAUUUUGUGGAUUUUGAGAAUUGGUAAUGGUAAAAUAGCGCUAGCUGCUAUGCAUUGUUAGACAUUGUUCCUAGCGUGCCCUUGCUUGGUUUAUGUUUUUGAGCAGUAAGUAGCAAAGUGUGGGGUAGUGAGAAUGAACAUGUGUAUUUAAUUUGGAAGCACACUUGCUGGGCUCAAGAAAAAGGCACUUGUGCAUAUUACUGUUUUUAAUACUGAGAACAUUGAGUGAAGGGAAUCCAUAAUUUUUCCAAGGAUUCUGUCAUUUUGUGACAUGUCAGCAAUAGAAUUUUUAGUUACUUUUGAUGCAUAUUCGAUGACUUAUGCUAAAUAGUGCGUGUCAUGCAGAAAACAUAGGUAAACUUUACUCAAUUCUUGUGACUGACUCUAAAUUUGGUCGUUGGAUAGAUGCAGGCUGAUGAAGAAAGAUUGAGAAUUUAGUCUGCAGGCUUGCAAUCUAGAAAGUGUUCACCUGACUGAUGGUUCCAGCCUGUCUCCAAAAAAUAUAAUGUAAAUGGAUCUUGCUCUGUUCGGUGUCACUUAGUAUCCCUGAUGUGUUCAAGAAUGCUUUUCAAAUGGAUUUAUUUUUUAAGUAAAUUACUACCAGUGAAAUGUCAGGUUUUUCUCCCUCGCUAGGGGGAAAUCACAAUCAGUUGCUAACUUUUUAGUUUACGGUUUUGAUUGGGCUAAAUCAAGAAAUAGACAGUUCCUUUUAGGUACAGAUCAAAUGUGUCGGUGGUGAUGCAAAGACUAACUGAAGGUCCAUGCAUCAACCCGUUUCCUUUGUGAUGGUGGCCAAUAGAUUUUAUUUUUCGCUUUGAAAACUCGUCUUUGAUGUAGGGAAAUGAUUUGCAGAUUAACUCAGGACCUGAUAAUUUGAUCCUCGCAUAAAAUGCAUCACGCACAUUCUUGUGUGGAUGUAUGUCUGAAUAUGUUGAUUUUUCAAUCCUAUAGUAUCCAAGCCACACAGAAGUGGUUUUUGAAAUUUUUUUUUUUUUUUUAGCUCUUAGCUGCAUUAGCGCAAAUGAAUUAGUGGGCAUUAUUAAGCAGUCUUUGAUUGUAUGGUGAUCCCUAAAACCUGUGCUGACAUGUGCCAUUGAGACUAAGUUCGGAAGCAGGGAGGUAGCAUGCAGGGGCAGAGGGACACUAUAGUGUUAGGCAUGCAUGUUAGUAUUUCUAACACUAAAGUGUUUCUUUAGUAUUUUGAAAUUUGAUCUAUAUGGGGGGGGGGGGAGUGUUAUCAAGUUUCUCUGGAAAUAUUAAAUCCUUAGAAAAGUUUGGACAAAAGGUUGAUUUGCUAAAGCGCACAACCUUGUUAAUGUGGAUGAUUGUAUAUAUUGCAUUCUUUAGUCUUCUAAGCCUUUUUUGAGCUGUGGUGUAUGAGAUGGUGGGGGUAGACUUCUGAUAACAGUAAAGCUAAUUUUAAAUUUGUCCUCUUGUAUGUGAGUAGGGGAUUCAUGGCUAUUCUAUUUUCAACACCAUUGCUUCCAAUUUCCAGGUUUCUGACUGUUUUGACAGUUGCCAGUAGAGUAGUAGGGAUGUAACAAAUGUUUCCUGGCCGAAGACAGUGAAUGUAACAUCCUCACAGGCUUGCAUGUAUUUCUAUAGUCCCUGCAGGUGGGGAACUGUGUAUAUCAGAGCUCAAGAUUUUUCACUAGCCAUUGGUGAGUGUACCUUUUUUAUUGUUUUUAUUUUUUUAAAGCAUGUCUAGUAUUGUAGGACUUUAAAUUUUCUGAACACAAUUGUAGAUAAUGUGCCUGAUGUGAAAAAAGCAAACGUACACAUACAUCAAUUUUCCAAGUUUUACAUUUAGAAUGGAUAGAUUCUACAUUUGGCCUGCAACUUGACAAAAAAAAAUCUAAAUAUGGGGAGGAGGUGUCAUUGGCCGUCUGGGGGAGAGAGGUAAAAGGUAAAGCUGAACAAACUAUGUUCUAUUGAAUGUUUCUUAAUAUCUUGGACAUUACUGGCAUUUAGACAUUGCAUCAACAUUUGUCUUGGGCUGUUUGGCCCACAGUACCUGAAACCUUUGUGGUGGUAUUUCAUGUUGUGCAUGAACAGUCGUGCCCUAAGCGACCUUUUCAUAUUUCAGUGAGCACUUCUAACGAUACGGUGCAGUGUGCGCCUAAUGGGUCAAUCUAACAGUGGGAUCUAAACCAUUGUUUUCUGUUUCGACACGUGGCAGGUCUGAUGCUCCAGAUCUACUGACGUUAUAAUUUCGUGCACAGCUGUUAAAAGUUGAUAAUGGAGGCUUUUAAUGUCUCUGCUCUCUCCAGUACAUUGGAACAAUCCCAUAUGUUUUAAAGGGUGGCUACACUAUCAGGAUGCUCGCAGCACCAUCUACAACUAAAAGGAGCUUUGAUCUUGGGUAAAUGGAAACUGGCGUCUUAUAGUUUGUAUUUCGUUCUGCUGUGUUUACUCAGUGUAAAUAUGAAACUAGACCCGUUAGUAAAUGUGGAGUUUCUGGUCUUUUUCCAUACAAGUAAAUGAGACCAGCGAUGUAGUUAUGUAGCCCAGCAACUGUCAAAAUGUACGAGACAGACAAGUUGUGUAACUGUGGUGUUUUUCUUUCCUUUCUACUUCUUAUUGGCUUGACAUGUCUACGCACUAUAUAAACACUUAGACAAUGUGAAAAUUCUUUUUAAGCCGUGCUCUCAAUGUUUAUUCUUUUUAAAAUGUCGUGUGUGUUUUUUUGUUUUUUUUUUGACAUUUUUCUUUUAAUGGCAAGACAAUUAAUGAAAUUGAGUUUGCUAACCUUGUAAGUUUUUUUGCAGAUAAAUGGGUUUUCUUCCCCCUCCCUUAAUUGCCGGUCAGAUGAGGUGGAGAGGAUGUGAAGUCUUCAUGGUUGUGUUUUUUUUUGUUUUUUGUUUUUUUUGAUAAACAGAUUUAAUUGCAUUUUUGCUUCUCUUAUAGUAAAAAUAGGUAGAUCUAACCAAUUACAUGCUGUAUAUUAUAAGCAUGAAACUGCUGCACUUGGUAUUACUUGUGAAGACCAAGUCUGGAGAAAAGGUUUUAAUGUUAAAACCAUCACCAUUUAAGUUAAAAUAGUGUUUAUAAUUUAUUUUUAGUUUUAGCACUUUGCUAUCUGUAAACAUCCUCAGUUAGUCACAGUGGCCACUAUUAUGUGUGUUUUUUUUUGUUUUGUUUUUUUUAAACUUUGUUCAAUAUUGACCCAAUUCAAAGAGAUGUUUACUGGGAAAACACUACUUUUAGAUAUGUAAAUUUAAAGCCCUGUUUUGCAUUUCCUUCACCAGCGACUUAUUUGGAAUGUGCUGCUUUGAUUGAAACGUGUAUUUAUAGCACUAUUUUGUAUAAAGUCAAAUUUGCCUUUUCUGCAUGUUCUCGUCUGAACAGCCAAGUUUUUCUACAUCCAAGUUUACCAAUUCUAAUAUUGGGCAUAAUUUCACGCUGAAAUGGUGGGGUGGGGUGGGUAAAUAAACAUGGCUUUAUUUAUAGUGAAAAGUAAUGUAGGUUAAAUGGUUUCCUUGGCAACCGAUGGGGUAUUUGUGGUUGAUCACUUCAGAUCACAUUCUUGGGUGGAUCUGCUUAAAGGUGGAAAGAGCCUACAUCUUUGUAGACUGCCCCAAAAAGAUAAAAAUAUAUCUCACUGGCUUUAUAGACCUUGUACAACUACAUACAGUAGCAACAACUGAACUUGGUGGGUUUUUUUUUUUUUGUUUCCUUUCAACACCCAAAGGACAAACUGCAGUGGAGUGUUUCCUUUUAGCCACCACUCAAACCCCUAUAUGAAAAUGAAGGCCCUAAACUCACCCACCUCUCUAACCCAUUAAGGACUAAGCUUCUGGAAUAAAAGGGAAUCCUGUCAUGUGUCCUUAAGGGGUUAAAAUACAAAACAGUGUUUGCUUUGUUUUGGUUUGCAAAGCACCAACUGAUGAGACAAUGAGAAAAAGUCUCUCUUGAAAAUCUGACAGGCACACUAAAAGCAGGAAAAUUUCAAGUCUAACUUUUCCAUUACAAAUAAAGUAUACAGAUCCGUUUCCUAAUGUUUGUGAAAUACAUCAAUUUCCAGUACUGGUACAAAACAAAUACCUAGUAUAGUGAUUUGGGUAUCAUGCAGUGUUGUCUCUCACGAUGUGCCAUGUAUUGCUAGUUAACAUGUUGACCAUAAUUCCAUUAUGCAUCAUUUUAUUUUUAGCAUGUGCAAAGUUCUGUCUGUAGAAGCUGUGCUUCAAACGAAGUUGAUCGGUUUGCUUUAGCUUUUAUUCAGCUAAAUUCUUUAGCAUUUGACUAAAAUUCUUUGAUGAUUUGCUACAUUGGCAAUGGCCCAAUGCUUACCAAAAAGAUGCCUGAUAGUUAAUCAGCAACUGAGGCAAAACUCCUUGGUAUAGUAAAUGUGUAAUUUUUUGGGUUAAUAGCAGAUGUAUGAAAAGACCCCCUUGGUUUAUAUUUUGUUCUUGCUGUCUGGUAUAGUAAUACCCCACGUGUUUACCCUUGCCUAGUAAGGGGACAAUGUAUAGGAGAUCCUGGGCACUAGUGAAUCAUACAUAAAUGGCAAUAUCACCAUGAUUGCAGUAAUAUUGGACAUUUAUUGCCAUGACAUGUCUCCAAUCGGUCACAAACACAUGUUUUAUUGACAGCUUGUUAUACACUUAAUCAGUCCCCAUUGAUUACUCAAAGCGCCAUAUAUCAAGGACCCGGUGUAUGCUGUCCUUUCCCAACUAUGUUGCUGUUGGAAGUGUAACUUCUUAUGGCAGCCUUAAUCAGCUACCCCAGCACAAACGUUCUGUCUAAUGAUAAAUGGAUACUCUCAUCAUGUAACCACUAUAGUGAAUAUUGUGCAUCAGUCACAUAAUUUGACAUCCUACUUGGUGUCUGGACACUGAGCUCCUCCAUUGAGACCUGGAAACACUCUGCGCUAUCUUAACAGGGCUUUGGCUGAGAGCGACCAGUUUAGUUGGCUUUUUGAGCUGGUCCUGCUGAGCUUGGUAUAGCACUUGUUAAAUGGCUAGACUACUUGGGUUGGUGGGAAGACCAGGGCAUUUCUGGCACCAUGACAGUGUAGUUAUGAUACGUGGAGUGCUUCUUUUCUAAUUCUGUGCACAUGUGUUUAUUCACUGCUUAAGAACACUCAAUAAAUGGAAACAUCCACAUCAUGGGAUGCCUUUUAGCCAGCGUGUGCCUGGUGGACCCAGUUGGCAGCAUCUGUUGUAAAACCGUCACCCUCCCCUCCAUAACACUACAAUAACCCUGUAACGCAGGCAAAGGCUAUUAUAGGCCCAAGGAGAGACUAAUUGGUUUUGUCUAAUUUUUAUUUUUUUCCCUCCACUUGAACACUUGCCAGUGGUCACUAGUGACUUUUUUUGUGAGGGAAAAGGGCAUUCUCACUGUGGGUAAAUAUCUAAGUAAGCAUCUGCUGUCUUGGGGGAUCCUCCAUAAAAGAUUUGUGCUUAACCCUCACAUGUGUGAGACUUUUUAGUACAGAUGUGAGCUCCUGGCAGAUGAAGCACCAGGAACUUAAGAAGAUGGCAGUACCCACUUUGAACAGCAUCAUGCAGAUCUUUACAUGCACCGAACCACUGAGUCACUGCACACCAAGCGACUUUCACCAUCAGGGUCUCAACAAAAGACCACAGAAGUUGAAAGAGCCUCUUUAAACGAAAUUGUGCAGAUGACCUUUACUAACUGUGUAGUAUGAGAGUGGAAAACCUUAAUCUGCACGUUGAAAGAGUGUUUGUGGAAAUGGUGGGCUGUUAAACAACUACCUCUGUAGCAUAAAUCUGUCCUUGUAAUUUCCAGAUGUGGGUGGUAUACCAAGGCUGAAACUGAACACACAAUGGUAUUUUUCCAUUCUUUAUUUAUAUCUUUCUGUGUACAGAAUCACUGGCAGACCUGGUCACAUAGAGUAAUAUAUUGAAUUUAGAUUGCUUAGCUGUGCCUAGAAUGGGAAAACCUAAAUCGGGGGAUUCCUAGCUAACCACAAAAAAACAUUGUAUGGAGGGUUUUGCUGUUCUCUUGGAUGCCGUAUGAAAACUUGGCAUGUUCAAAAGUUAACAUCCUUGCAAAAGCCAGAGGACGAGUAUUCGCUUGGGCAGUUGUUUUAUGCUUCCCAUCAGAUUCACUGAACUGCCUGGUCCUGCUGGGUGGAAUGUUAUGGAAACUACUACACAUUCCUACUAAAAAAAAAUUUUUCAAAAUGGGACCACUAUGAAUGGUAGAUGAUGCAGGGGAGGGCGGUUGUGUGGUGGUUUAAAAAUAAAUAAAUAAAAUAUCUCUAUCUCCAUAAGAUCUAUCGGACAUGUACACACGCCAUGUGAAAUUCUAGGCUGUAUGAAAUUCCCUUCAGUGUGUGCUCUUGGUUAGUUUUGGGUUCCAUGAUGUAUUAAAUACUAAUAAAAAAUAAGUAUAUGCCCUACAUUAAGAAAUUAAAUGUAUCUUAAAAAUCAAACAUAGAUGUGCGUCAUGGCCAGAUGACUAGUAUUAUUGAUCCUAAAAAAAAAAAUUCAGCAACUUGCCGCAUGUGGGUGGAGUUUAAAAUAAGACUCCGAGUACCACACUUUGAUACAAGUUACUGUAGUUUGUGAACUGUAAUGAAAACAGUCUGGCACUUUAAGUGCUGAAUAUACUAGGUUUACAGUAAUCUUGUGCUCUGAUAACAUUUGAAGGCAGGAUGUUCGAUCUACAUGGGGUUUCCUGGCCUGUAACAUGAUGGCCCGGGUCCCCAGCUGCUAGAGACUGGAUGAUAUCACUCAUGUUUAUCAGGCUUCCAGUUGCAUAACACUAAUUAUUCUCAUUCAGUCACAAGUGUCAAACUUGCAAAGGGGAAAAACAAUACACGUCUUGGGAAUUCUUGAUUUGUUUAGAUGCCUUUUCUAGCAAGAUGUCAGAAGCAACUAAAUUAAAAUAAUUACUGUGAAGCAUCUGUUCCCUGAACGUGUGAGGAAGCUAAUGUUGCCUUCACUUUUUCAAUAAGCACAAGCAAAUUGAUUUCAAUAGAUUUUCAACAAUGUCUGAUCACUUGCACACAAAACAAGAAAUCCUCGUUGGAAACGCGUGGGUGUCUGUACUAUGAUUUGUAAAGUAGGAUAAUAAGAAAUCUCUACUGUUGGCUGUAUAAUGGUUAACAUUGCAGUUACACGGAAUGUCUAGUAAAAAAAUAAGUGGGGUGUUUUUUUUUUUUUUGUUUUUUUUUAUUUUUUUUUUUAGAUAUACGGUGUUACCUAAACUAUAGUGGCAUACAAGUCGCUUGUGGUUCUUUUUUGGCGGACUCGCAGGUCCUUUCACAUAAACAAUAAGACAGGCAUAGCUCUAUAGAUCCCAGUGUGUUUACCUUGUCUGGUUCUAGUGGUCUUAAUGGGAGUCUUUGUUGGUGUCUUGUGUGUUAAGGGUAGGUGUCGUUUACUGUAGGGGGGGGGAGAGAGGUGGUGUGAUCUCCCUUCUGAGGUCUGCCGACAGUGAUAACUGUAUUUAAUGGUCUGUGCCUUGUGAACCCUUAUCAUUGUCUGCCUGCCUCUUGCAUGUGGUAACCUUCUUUGCGGUCGCAGGGUUACCUAUCAGGUGUCCCUUUCCCUCCUUUCUCCCUAGCUCGUGUUUUAUGUUCCCUAUUUUCUAUGCUCGAGCCUGCCUAUCUGUGGUGUCUCUCAAAGCCGCUAUUAUAUACUACCAUACGGAGUCCUGAUUUCAUGCCAGGGGAAGGGCACCCUUUAAGCACAUAUGUCUACAUCUUGUGAGUGCAUUUUUGUACAUUGCACAUUAUUUGUUAAAAUUGUUGUACACUAUGUUUCUGUCUGUUCUUUUUAGAUUCCACAGCCAUAUCCCAUAUGUGUUUUGCUUGUAUUCUAGCUAUAGUUGAUUGUAUUCCUCCAAUUGAUAACUGUCCAGGUGCCAGAAGGACUUCCUUUAUUUGCACAUUAAAAUGGGGUUCUCACCAUCCCAGGAAUUUUAAUGGUGGCUUAUCUCUUUACCAGCAAAUACAUGUAUUUGUGUUGUGAAAAGUUAAAACUUGGAAUCUGUUUUUUUUUUUUUUAUUUUAUUUCCUCAUCCAACAAUUGGGCGCUUACAUCUUGGCUGCCUGUCAAUCAUUGUUGUAAGCCAUGUCCUUUGCACCUGGCAGUCUUUCUUUUAUUUGCAAUGCUUGCCCAAAUCCAACCCUUCCCUCCCCCACCCCUUUUACUAAGCUGUUGUCUCCUGACUCCUUAAUAUAAAUGUAAAGCUACUCUGUUUAUAGUGUAUUUUCAAUGUGUUAUACAUUCCGGACAGGUGACCUUUAAACCUAAGUUUACCAGUCUUAACGUGCUCAAAGUUGUCCUGAUAUAGAGACAAUAGAAAAUAUGUAUCCUAGAGAAUCUGACUAGUUUCCUAGCAUCUUUUUGCUGAUGGGCUUUGUGAAUCUACAUUUUAUCCAAUAUAAAAUGAGUCAUUGAACUUCUUAUAAGGCUGAUGGGUUGGAGGGGUGACCAUAUUGCACAAACCGGUUCUCGCAGACCAUUUGUUAUUCCCCCACCUAGAUCUUAGAGUUAUGGUAUGGUAUAACUGAUAUCUCUUACUCUACUUUUUUUUUUUUAUCCAGGGCUAGUGUCUUGAAAACCCAUUAAAAAUGCAUGUAAGAUGGAAGUAUAACUUAUUCUCACUUGUCAUUCUCCCCCACCCCAUAUGGUCAGUAUCCCACACCUGUCAAAGUAGAAAUCUGUACUAGGGGCCUUUAAAGGGACACUAGUCACCCAGACCACUUCAGCUCAAUGAAGUGGUCUGGGUGCCAGGUUCCUCAGGUUUUAACCCUUCAGAUGCAAACAUAGCAGUUUCAGAGAAACUGCUAUGUUUACAUUUGGGGUUAAUCCAGCCUCUAGUUAAUCUACAGCUUCCAGGACAAACCGGUCUCCUUUCAUCCAUAAUGUAUGUUACUUUAUUAAUGUUUGUACUGUUGCUGUGCUGCUCUAUAGUGUAUUAAAGAAUGCUUGAUUUGCCAUUAUAUCUCUAGUCUAGCAAGCUGCUGCUUUUACCUACACCAAAGGACCACUUCAUCCAGUAAAACUGGAAUGGUCAAUGACAGCCAGGUUGCUGGAACGCUUACAGGAUUGAAAACCUAAAAAAGUUUCAUAGUUUUUUUUGGUUAAAAUAACUCUCAGCAGCGGAGACUUUCUAAAACAAGCUGAAUUAGUGUGAUGUGAAGUUUUUGAUGGAGUUUGUUAAAGGAACGCCUUGCUCCGUUGCUUACCUGGAGCAUUCCUUUUUAAAGAGUGAAUUGUAGCUAGCAUUCUAACUGUGUAUUCUUCAGAAAGAAGGGACUCUUAAAGUCAAUUAAAAAUCAUCCAUGAUAUCUGCUUCAAUAGAUUUAUUUUAAUGGGACACUAGUCACCAAAACAACUUUAGCUUAACAAAGCUGUUUUGGUGUAUAGAUCAUGACCAUGCUGUCUCACUACUGAAUUUUCUGCCAUUUAGGAGUUAAAUCACCUUUGUUUAUGCAGACCUAGCCACACCUCCCCUGACUUUUUUACUGAUACAGCCUGCAGGAAAACAAAAUGGUUUCAUUUUCAAUCAGAUGUAACUUACUUGAAAAUGUUUUGUCUCCUGCUCUGUAAAUUGAACUCUAAUUGCACACCGGUGGCUCCUGCGGGGUCUAGCAAGCUAUGAACAGAGUUGUGGGAUGAGAAUUUUUAAAUUAAACAGACUGUCAUAAAGGAAGUUUAAACAUUAGAUCUUACUUUACAGGAACUGUAUAGGAAGGCUGUGUAAGGCACAUGCAUAAGCAAAGUGAUUUAACUCCUAAAUGGCAGAUAAUUAAGCAGUGAGACUGCUGGGGCAUUAUCUAUACACCAAAACGGCUUCAUUAAGCUAAAGUUGUCUUGGUACCUAUAGUGUCACUUUAAUUCUAAGAACACUGUUUAGGUUUCCUGUACAAUGUUACUUAUUGGUGAAAGAUGUGGGCUCCAUAUAACAUUAGGCUGUCGAACUUUAGUUGUUGACCAGUUAAUCCAUUAAAGAGUAGAAGUUGUAUGCUGUCUGCAAUAUGGGGUGGGAGGGGAUAAACAAGGGGUGGUUACAAUGGUUUCCCAUUGGAUCUUUUUCAAAGUCUGUGUCUGAGUAGAGUUGAGUGGAUACCUGUAUGUUCGGGACCUGAACUUGACCCCAAAUCCCAUUGAAGUCAAUGGGGACCUGAACUUUUGGGCACUAAAAUGGCUCUAAAGUCCUGGAAAGGGCUAGAGGGCUGCAAAAGGAAGUAAAAUGGGAGUAAGAGUAGGACAAGUGCCCUGCAAACAAAUGUGGCUAGGGAAAUAACUUAAAAUAACAUAAAAUACAUAUAAAUUAAAAAUAAUAAUCUUGAACUAGGAUGUGGAAUAGGAGGUUGAGGAGGCAGGGACCGUGGCGGUGUGGGUGGAAGUGGAGGAGGUAGCCAAAGCGUUUUUUUUUUUUUUUUGUUUUUUUUGGUAGCCCCCAAAAUAUUGGGACAUAUAAAAAAACAAAGAAUAAGUGCACUUGAGUAUAACAUUAGUAGGCAUGGCUGUGAUGGCUUCUAAGGGCACACGACACAAGUCAAACGCUUGUUGAUUGGCUGCCCUGCAGCUUUUCAAAACGUUCCAUUAAAUUGCCGAACACUGAACUCGAACCUGAAAUGUUCGUGGUCAAAAAAUCGUAAUGUUCGGUACAAACCCAUUCGGGUUCGCUCAACUCUAUGAGUAAAGUUCUUCACAUCAAGCUUGAAUUAUAUUUCAAUGUGUGGGGUGGGAGCAGUUCUGCAACAGAUGGAGCCAGGAAUGUGUGGUUUUUAUCUGUUGGAUUUCUUUAAAUCUUUAUAUUUUUUUUUAUUCCUCCUAUUUCUUUUGGAAGAGAUUGACAAGUGGAUGGUGAAAUGAAACAUAUGAUGAGGGCAGAUCAGGUUUAAUCUAGAUGAUGGCAUUUUUGGAUGAGAAAUCCUCUAUCUUUAAGCGGAUCUGUCACCAGAAAAUAAGCAGGGGUGUGGUUUUUUUUUUUUGUUUUUUGUUUUUUUUGUUUUAUAAGGCACUAUAGAAGCAGAUUUGAUCAUGUAUUUUUUAAUAUAUAUAUUCUUCUGAGUACUUUAGUCUUCUAAAAUACCUAGUUAAACUAUUUUUCCUCGUGUGUAGCAGUCAAGUUGUAGAAACCUAACGAGUGAUGCUUAAAGCAAGGUUCUGUUUGUUUCCAAUAAAACUCUCCCGUAAUCGAUUAGUAAAAUCAAUCCCAUAUAAGGACAAAUCUUAUGGAUAGAGUACAAAAUGGCUGCACUUGGGUAUUUAAGUCUGACACAUGGCAGAAAGUUGAAUAUAAAAGACAAGGGAACAAGUGUACUCAAAGAGCGUGGCAUAAGAAAAUUCUCUAAAGGUGGGAGGAAUUGAGCCGCUUUUAUGAAUUCCUCAAAACACAAUUACGCUUCAGUGUUUUGAACUGUGUGUAUACACUUUUCGGGAGAUGCUCUUUAUUCAUUCUGCUGGAGAAAUUUUAAAAACAAAAAAUCUGUCGUAUUCCUUUAAGACACUGGCAGCUUAAAGGGGUCUGUGUUCAGUUUUGUGCAUAUAUAUAUAUAUAUAUAUAUAUAUAUAUAUAUAUAUAUAUAUAUAUAUAUAUAUAUAUAUAUAUAUAUAUAUAUAUAUAUAUAUAUAUAUUUUGCCAUUUAAAAUGUCUUCUGACAUUCUCUCAUUUAAGUCUUCUUGGCUCAUGUUGUGAUCUCAAUGUUUUGGUGUUUUUUUUUUUUCUCCUUAGGAUGAAACGGGUGCCUAUCUAAUAGACCGAGACCCCACUUACUUUGGUCCAGUAUUGAAUUACUUGAGACACGGAAAACUGGUGAUAAACCGAGACCUUGCAGAAGAAGGUGAGUUAUUAACUUAAAUCUGAGUGAGAGGUUUAAAUGGUUCAGACAGGUUUUCAUCCACUGGUCUGACUGGAGCAAGAAUUGUCGUUUGUAGAAAGUGAGCAGUAAAGUUCACACAACUCUCCGAUUGGGAAAUAUAUUGUUUAAAACUAUGGUCAUGCAACAAAGGUUACUAGACUGUUUGAUGUACACUGUUUGUCAGAGGAUGUCUCCCAAUCUACCUGGAUUUUUUUUUUUUUAUAUUGUGACACAAUUACACAAGUAUGAAUCUUAUAAAUGUUAACAUGCCGAAUUACCUGUUUACAUGGCGUGUUUCAUGACAUUUAAUACUUUUCACAAGGGUGUGUAACUGACACCUGGUUAGAAUGAAUGCUUUAACAAUACUUGCAUUUGUUUGAUAUCUCAAGCAUGAUGCACUUAGUCAUUUUAAAGCAGGAUGACUGAGUUUGUGGUUUGGAAUUUUGUUUUGAGGUGUUAAUAAAAUUAAACCAUAAUCCACCUGGCUUGCAAGUAGAAUGGCAUAUGUUUCUAAAAUACAUGUCGUCAGUGCAUGGGAACUGUCAUGCUUCAUAUUAAAACCGGCACCCUGGCUGCUUGAUUCUACAGUCAACAAGUGACCUAUAUUAUUUAUAUAUUUAUUUAUAUUAUUUUGAGCCCCUGCAAUCCAUUCUGUGAGAAACAGACCUUGAUGCAGUAGCUGCGAGAACGUGACUGAGCCGCAAGCAAAGCUGGAUAUGGUGCAGUUAGCGGUCUGUGUAAAUACAUUUAUCUGCCAGUUCAGCUGCAUUGUGUUUUUUUUAAAUGGAAUUCUUCCUUGGUAUUUGCCUGUUCUCGUGUGUGUGUGUGUAUUAUAAUUUUUCUUUGUAUGCCAUUCAGAAUUGGCAAAAAUAGGAGUAUAAAACUGUACAUAAUAAAGGGACACUCCAGACUGCAAAGCACUUUAGCUUGUUGAAAAGCUUUGUGUGAAGUGUUUAAUUUUGCAUAUAUAGCUAGAAUAUAUAUAUAAUUUAUAACAAUUUAUAUAUUUAUAACAGUUUACGCCACCCUUGGCUUUUAAACCGACCGCAAGCAGGUCCUGUUACUUCCUGGUUUGGCUAGCUCAGUGGAGCUAAACUCAAGAUUCCAGCAAUUGCUCAGAACAUCUGCCUUGCAAAUUCUUCUCAUUAAAGGACCACUAUAGUUUUCCUGGCAUUAUAGUGCCUUGAGGGUACCCCUCCCGCCAGGCUCUAGGGUGAGGAAGGGGUUAAACUUACCUUUUUCUCCAGGGCCGGGCGGGGAGCUCUCCGCCUCCUCUCCUCCUACUCAGCCGCGCGCGCAUUCAGCCAGUCUCAUAGGAAAGCAUUCACAAUGCUUUCCUAUGGACGCUGGUGUCUUCUCACUGUGAAAAUCAGUGAGGAGCACGCAAGCGCCUCUAGUGGCUGUCAAUGAGACUGCCACAAGAGGCUGGAUUAACCCUAAUAUAAACAUAGCAGUUUCUCUGAAACUAUGUUUAUAGAAAAAAGGGUUAACCCUAGCUGGACCUGGCACCCAGACCACUUCAUUAAGCUGAAGUGGUCUGGGUGCCUAUAGUGGUCCUUUAAGCUCGAUUGGACAGAGUCUGCAAUCACUCCCCUUCUAACGCCACCCAAAGGCAGAACUGCAACUUUUGCAAGCUGUUUUUAGAUGUACCGCAAUGAAAAAAAUACAUAAUUGCAUGUAAGCCGUUUAGGAUAUAUCUACUAAACUGUGAUAUUUAUUUUUAUAUUUGUGCUCUUUAUAUCUUUUCAGAAUAGGGAACAACAUUAUCACAUUUAUACUGCCUGCCCUUUCUUCUCUCUUCCCCAUUCCCCCAUAAAAUAUUGUAAUCUGUGUCUUGUUGUUAAGGUGUUCUGGAAGAAGCAGAGUUCUACAACAUCACAUCUUUAAUUAAACUUGUAAAGGACAGAAUAAGAGAAAGGGACAGCAAAACGUCACAGGUGAGGUGUAUUGUAAGCUUGUGUGGGUAGAGCCUUCUUACCUUCUCUACCCGCAUGUCAAACGUAUCUUGUCAGAAUUAUGUCUUGAUAUAUCCAUUGUACAGUGCAGAAUACAUUGGCGCUUUAUAACCAUUUUCCAAACUCUUGGUACAUAUUAUCAAUACCCUGUUACCAGGAGGUAUCGAAGACUACCUAGACCACUCAUGUUGGUAAAGCUAUUUAUUUAAUUUAGUUAUAAAUAAGCAUGGCCAGCCAUAAGAAGAGGGGGAGGGAUUCUCUGCCACACUCUUCAAUUAACCCUUCCUUUUUGAGCAUUACAAGUUUAAAAUCUGUAAACCCUUUACUAGCACAUCAAAGCCUGAAUGCCCCACACACAUUCCUUACCCUUGACGAAUUCUGUUGAGAUUUGGGAUCCGUGUCCCGUAAAACCACUGCUUUGCCAUCUAUAUUUAGUCCAAGAAUCUCCCUGUAAGUGUGAGGUUAGCUUGGGCUGUGGGUCAGGUCUCCUCCUCCUGCUGUGCAACUCAGAUUAAGAGCUCAUUUACUGAUACUUGUUGCUGUUAAGCCAAAAGCAGCUUAGAGGUUAACAUUAACCGCUUUCUUUAUUGCCACUUUUUAAUCCUUAAAAAUAUCACGGGUUUACUCUUGGAAGUAUGGUGGGAGUGCGGUUUCUACUAAUCCACUCCGUUGCAGCAUUUUGCACGUGGUGUUUACUGGCAUUGUACCUGCAUGCGGGUUAUGCUGUAGACCUGUGCCAGUCAGGAUCGGUGAAAUUAAAUGGGUAAACUCACCAGGUUUUCCCAACCUCAUGAGCAUCUUCACUGUUCACCCUAGCUGACUGUAAACUUCCAAAUGCCUGUCUUCGUAGCCUAUUAAGAUCAUAAAACUGUUAAUUUGUCUAUUUUAAAGACAAAAAUAGAAGUGAAUUCAUUUUAGUGUCAUAACGAGCUUAUAGUCGGUUUUAAAAACACAAUAGGGCAUCACAGGGACAACAAACAAAAUCUAUCCCUAUUUUAUUUGUAAUGGAUUUGUCUAAAGGAAAUAUGUUUAAGAUUUAACUUUGAAAUUGGCAGGAAUGUCAAAUUGGUAAUCCUUUAAAGGGCUUUUUGCUAAACUGGUCUAACAUAACUGGAUUUUAUUUUUAUAACUAUUGAAAAUAAAAAAAUAAAAUGUAUGACCAUGUUCUUUUUAAUAUUGCACUAAUACGUUUGUAUUUUUAUACACACUUUUAAAUACCCACAAUGCAUUACACAGUGUAUCUUGUGCAGCAUUAUUAGUCUCUUGCUGCUCACACCAUAGUGUGUAAACCAAAAAGACAGACGCUGCAGUGACUUAUAGCAUCAACCGUUUGUUCUAGGCCCGCUGGCAUUUUUGUAAACGGAGAGCGAGAAAAUGCUCUAAAUAUUCCUUAAAAGGAAAUCUAUCGCCUGCAGACACUGGACAACAUUAACAAAGUGCCCUCAGUGAAUUUAUGUAUUACUACAAGAGCAGACCAAACACUCAUUGAGCUGAGAUUAUUGAUGUCACCAGAUAAUGAAUCUCAAAUUUAGCAAUGCCACUUAAUAUCUGUCUUCACACACAUUGAUUUGUAGAACUUUUUUUUUUUUUUUCCCUUCUCUUCUGCGAGGGAUGCUGUGAUACAUUCAGAGUUCAUAGAAGGUUCAGCAUAAUUUUAGAAUUUUUCUGCCUCGCAAGUGUAUUUUGAGACCUGAAAAUAUGUAGUGUCAAUCUAUAAACUCUGAAUUCCAAGGCAGGAAAAUCGUAUCGUAUCUAAUGGAGACCUGAUGCCAUUGUGGAAAGAGGUACCUGAUGUACUCUAAACGGAGUAGAAUACAUCCUUGAAAUAGAUCUACCUUUAAUCCGCUUUAUGAAGAGCAUGCCUUCUGGCAUGCAUCUGAAACUUGUCCAGUAGAACUGGACAUGUACUGUAUUUUCUGGAGUAGAAAACCCUUAAGACACCAUUUCCACUUGGUCAGCAUCAUUUUGGUGCUCAGUGCUAAUGUCCAAAUAGCCUUCCUGGCUAUCACAUCCCUUAUAGGUCUGACCAUAAUAAUGUUACCGUCUGAUGUAAAAACUCUGAGUACCAGUUUUAGGCUCUGUACCAUGAGAAAUGGGCAAACCUGAAAACACUGAAAAGUGGGUAGGUCCUAAUUUCACAGAAAAAUGUGAUGCGGUUGACAAAAAAAUUGUCCUAGAAAGCAAUGUUUGUGUUACUUCAGUAAGCUAGCAUAGAUAUCACAUUUAAAGGAACACUCUUGGCACCAUUAUAUAGCUUCAUCAAUUUACAUUAUUGUGAUAGGAGGUUCCUGGGGCUGGCUCACCUUUUUUAGGGUUUAAACAGUUCAAACUGUUACAAAAGGACCAGUAACCAGAAACGUGAAUGGACAGUACAGGGUGAAGUCUGGAACAAGAUGUCUGUCUGUGCUUAUCUAAUGUCAAGUUUGGAAUGUUGGGAGUUGUGCAAACUCCAUUUCUGUGUCCAAGGCGGACAUCCAAAAGUUGCAGUUGAUGCUCGGGUAACACAGCAGUAACUUUUCUAACUUUUCUAUCUGCAUCAAAUUAUCGGGAGUAUAAUCCUGUUUGGUACCACAAAUUUGGUAUGUGUACAUGGGCACUCUUUAAAUUAUAUAAUAAAUAAAAAAAUAAAAAUUCUUGGUAUAGCCGAAUGUAUUUAUUCCAUGUUCAAAUAUUGCCUUAAUAUAAAAUGAUAAAUUUCCAUUAGUUGGAGAUUAUGAUUUUGUUUUUAGUACUGCUUAGCCCUAAUAUUCUGGGAUUUGGCCAAGAGCACUAGGAUUUCAUCUGUGCUAAUCAGUUUACUGCUUUAGUGAAAGCAAUUAUGGGGGAGGGGGGGCACACUUGUUCCCACACCAUUGCCACAGCUGUAGUAUAGUGGUCAUACAGUUACAGUAUUUGUAAAACCCAGGAAUAGACUGUAAAAGACUGGUACUGUGUAAUGUUGAUACUGCCCUGUAUUGAAUAGAACAAAAUCCAUGUUCUCCUGUUAAAGCAUCAGUGUUCCUUGGACUUCUCUCCAGACUUAUCUUUUGUUUUAGCACUAGUGUUAACAUACCACUUAGUGUGUAGUUUAUAUAGUCAUUUCUUUGUUUGUUUUUUUUUGUUUCCUGAAACAAAUUAUUAUUGUAACUAAACUUUAGUUUUCUGCCCAGUGAUUUUGACUGUAGUGUGUUUCCAUGUAUAACGUGGUCAUUUCUCCUUGUUUGCUUUUUAAGGUACCAGUUAAACAUGUGUAUAGAGUGCUGCAGUGUCAGGAGGAGGAACUCACACAGAUGGUCUCAACCAUGUCUGAUGGCUGGAAGUUUGAACAGGUAAUAAUGAGUGGUAUGCCAUGUGGGUGAAUAACUGUGACCGGCUAAUACUUUUAAUCCUAAAACUCUUGACUUUUGUUAGUAUUUCAAAUAUAGGUCCAUUUCUGAUGUAUGACUAAUCAGAUGUAUCUGUAUUUUGUGGAAGUCAAACUUCUAGCUAUUUACAUCUUAACAUGCUUCUGAAUCUCACAAAAUGUUUUAAUUCUGAUCCCUUCAUUGGCAUGAAACACUAGAUUCUUUCCACAAUCCUAAGUGUGGCACAGAGCCGUGCCAAUUAACUGCCUGCAUAUAAAGCUUUGUGGAAUGCAAUAUGCCAUAAAUGAAGGCACUGGGAGAGCGUUACAAUAUACUGAGAGCAAUAGCACUGCCAAAGAUCUCUCGGGAGGAGUUCUUUUUCAGUACUAUAGAAGUGUAUAAAAUAUUUACCUUAUCUGAAGACUAGUUCCAGGCUAGUGUUGCAGGAUAUACACUCUAAAGAAUACAAUAUAUUAAAGUUCUGUGUAAAACAAGAUUACAAUGACAUGUGAGAAAAGAACACCGUGCCAACCUUCUACUCAUUUCAGCAGGCUUGUAACACUAGUCUCUACUUAAAUGGCUAAUGCAGCUACAUUUAAAUAUCUAAUUAAACCAUGAUCUUUGUCUAAUACAACAAAAAAAGUCUUUACAACCAAAUAACCUAACUUUUAAAAAAGACUGCAUUCGUGAACGCAGGUGAUGCAUGUCUCUUACAUCUGUGAAAUCCAUUUCCUGUUAAAGGGACUCUCCAGUUGAUUGGAAUGCAAACAUAUGACGCAUUCUAUUUUUGAAAGUCUUUUUUAUGAAAACGCAUAAAUAGAAGGAAGUAUUUGCCAUCUCUUAAUGCUCAAACAGCAAAGGCAGCUUCAUGUGUUUUUUACCUUCGCGCUCUUAAAGGGACACUCCAGGAACCCAGACCACUUCUGCCCAUUGGAGUGGUCUGGGUGCCAUCUCCCACUACUCUUAACCCUGCAAGUGUAAUUAUUGCAGUUUUUUUUAUAAACUGCAAUGAUUACCUUGCAGGGUUAACUCCACCUCUAGUGGCUGUCUAGUAGACAGCCACUAGAGGGCACUUCUUCAUAGCACAGAAAACCUGUUCUAGAGCGUCGCUGGAUGUCCUCACGCUGUGUGAGGACCUCCAGCGUCGCUCAUUUCCCCAUAGGAAAGCAUUGAAAAUGGGGAGCUCUAAUAUGGGGAGCUCUAAUAUGCGUGCGCGGCAUUGCCGCGCAUUUGGUCUCGCCCACUGGCUGACAUAAUCACUGGGAGGAGCGGCAGCGGAGGAAGAAGCAGCAACCAGGUAUUUUCACCCCUUCAGCAACCGGGUAUUGGGGGGUGGGAGGGAGAGGGCACCUGCAGUGCCAGGAAAACUGAUUGAUUGUUUUCCUGGCACUGGAGUUUCCCUUUAAGGCGCAUCCUUCCUGUCCAUGCCGAGAGGUGCUGUAGUCUCAUACACCCAUCCCUUUGGACAGUGUUCACAUUCUUAAGUAAAGGCUGCUUUAGCAAUUGCCCUGUUCUCCUCUUGAUAGUAACCACUAGACUGAUCUGACCUCCCUGAUCUUCUUUCACUCCUGGCCACCAACAGAGGUGAAAGGGAAAAUCUAGUGCAGACUUGUACCUGUGCGCAUUUUAUUGGGAGAUAUAAUAUAAACUUGUUCCAGUGUUGUUAAACAGAGAGAGUUAUGUUAUCUUUCACAUGAAUCCCAUCAUGCACUCAAUUUCGAGUAUUAAAGUUGUAUUCCCUAUUGUUCUCAAUUAUAAUAUCCCAUGGAGUAGGGGCAUCUUGUGUUUUCAAGAUUCUUAGAUGAACUGCCCUGUGGAGUAGCUGCAUUCAUUUGUAUCCUAAAGCAACCCUUUUUAUUAGAUUUUGGAAUGGGGUCUUGUCUAAUGGAUAAUGUACUGGCCAACAUUCACCAACAGAGUAGAACAUUGCUCAGACAUGCUUUGAGUCUAUAGUACUGUAGCUCUCCCACAGUCCCGUGACGGGGGUUCUCUUGGUGUUUAAGUUUUCAUCUUUUAGAAGGCUCUCUUCUCCCCCACAGCUUCAUAUCCAUGCAGUUUUUAGCUGUUCCUCUGGAUCAUGCUUGUAGACCCCUGGGCAUUAAUUUAUUGAUCAAGAAUUCAGCAUUUUCCCGGUUCUUGUAAUUUCAGUCCCUUUCAUGGGAAACCUGACUCUAGCUGCUCAGCAGUCUUUAAACCCCCUUGCUUUAUAUAUAAAACGGUUUUCUUCUUAACAACUUUUUUAUAUGUGUAUAUAUUAAUCCAUUUUAAAGUAACGUUUGGGAGGAAGGGUGCUGUCGGGUUAAGUUGGUAUAAGUUUAACCGACUGGCGUCUAAAAAUGCAGAGCUAAUGCAGGUCAGGCGAGAGCCAAAAGAUAUCCAAGCAUCCCCAUAGGAAAACAUUUUAUUCAAUGCUUUCUUAUGAGAUUCCGCAUCAUGGCCAUUUUUCUCAGUGUCCAGAAAUGAAUUGGGGAACUGCACUCAAUCCUAUCACCUGGAGCCAGGGUGAAACUAAACCUCGACCCAGCACCAAGUACCAGAUACAUAUACAGAAAACAGAGGAUAAAGUAGGCAGCUUAUUCAAACCAGUGUCACACCGCAACAUUUAACCUAAGCUUGACAAAGACCUUUCAGGUCGAAAGUGUGACUUUAAGUUUGAAUAAAUUGCCUACUUGGAAUGCCUGAACCUCUCUUUUCUGUAUAUAGUUCUACUCUGUGUGGCAGAAGACUGCCAUUUAACCCUGCAAUGUAAACAUUAGUUUUAGUUUAAACAAAACAAAAACUGGCUUCCAAGUGAAUGGGAAGUCACUGGCUGACUGCUCUCAGCCAGUCAGUGGCGCCCCUGCACGGCGACACUGUGCACAUACUAAAGGUGACAUUUAAGAACCUGGAUGCCCUCUGAAGAGUAGUGGAGAUUUCCACUAAAAACGAGAGCAUGGUUUAACCCCUUGAGGUAAGAGUGCUUCUGGGGCUUCCUGGCACCAUUCUUUGUUUUGUGUGUGUGUGUGUGCCUGGAGUGCUUCUUUAAAUUGUAUUAGGCAAACAUUCAUUGUUUUACCUAAUCAACCUUUUUCCUCUUCUGUUUGUUACAACGAAGAUUUAAAUGGAAUCCUAAACUCUAAAAAGCUACUCUGCUCCUGCCCCUACCAACCAUAUGAAGUGUGAUGUGACGAUCUGUUACUGAAGUAUUGAAACCUUAUUGCUUUUUAAAUGGUCUUGGUGAUUAAACCAAGGCUGUACUAAUGGGUGUCUGGGGACAAAAUAACUUAUGGUAAAAGUUUCAUUCUACAUUUUAACUCUGUGCAUUUUCCCCCCAUCUAAGAGUGAAGUGAUGGGAGCACAGCAGGUUUGGUAACACUUGCUGUAUAUAAUGUUCAGUGUGUGUGCUCAUUAUUUACUGUGGUUGUUGCAGUUUGUCAGUAUAGGUUCCCUUUAUGGAUGCGGGCGGGAUCACCAGUCAGAGUUUCUGCUCAUUGUAUCAAGGGAAGUGAAAGGGGAGGAGACAAGUUUCCAGAAAUGCAGUGGCGAGGUGUGUCCUAUGCUUCUCAUAGCCUUCUUUACGCCAUCUUCCUUCAUUCUCUGCAGUCCUGCAUGGCACUCCAUUCUGCGGUCUUUAAUUUAAUCUGACAUAAAUAUUGCAGUGGUCCUUAACCCCUUCAUGCUGGUGGGUCUGUAAUUUGAGACUGCUGGACAAGUGGUUAAAGGGCCCAAACCCGUGUAUCUUUUUCUCCUAUGUGAAAGCAGAAGUGGUAAUCUUGACAAAUCUCUGGGAACAAAUCCAUUCUUAAAUUGGGAAUGGAGAGAAAGUUUCCUGCCCUUGCUAAGCUGCAUUCUCCUGGUCAACAUAUUGCAAGGAUGCAGGUGUGCAGAGCACUGGGCAGAUGGGCAGCUGCAAGGCUGCCUAUAGUUGUGUUUUGCUGCACAAGUUAAUAAAACUUUCUUCAAUCAGCUAUUUUCAUUUGGUAACCUUGACGUUCCAAGCGUCAGAGGGGUUAAACACUGGACAGCAUACUCUGUCAAUUAAAGGGUUAAAUCUAUUGAUUCAUGAUACAUGCUCUUAUGUAGGAGAAACUUGCAUGCUGGCUUUGCAAUUUUAUAUAGAUUUCACUUAUAUUUUCUCUGCCCCUUUUGAAGACUCAGUAUGGCUCUUCAUCUUGCAUUGCUCUUCUUGCUGAGAAACCUUGCAUCUGCAAUGACAUUGUUACUUGAUUAUUUUGUUUAAGCCGACAAGCACCAUUACUCUUAAGUCAUUUGACAUAUUGCCUUAACAUGCAUAUAUCCAUUUUUAUUAAAGACUUAGGUUUUUGGAGAUGUUAAGCUCCUACAUUAUUAUUUAAUCAUCUAAGAUUUGGGGAAGUCUGGUGGCUUAUUCAUAUAUUCGUGUUUUCAGUCUUAACAAGGAAAAAUUGUGUUCCAAGGAUUGACCUCUAUGCCUAUAACAUUUAGAUUAUUAUUCUCUAAAGUGAGAAUGCAACAAUAAUUUCAGAUUUAAGGAUGGAGUAGCUGAAAGCGUUAACACGCAGGUUUGUAUUUCUAAUGCUUGUGUUCUGUCUAUAAUUGAACUGUGACACACACCCAGCGCCACUUGCCCACUCCUCUGCAAUGGUCUAAUCCAAUAGAGCAGCAUUGGGGACCAUAUCUGCAGGCAUGUUUUCCCUUGGGAAAGCAUUGAGUCAUAGCAUUCCUUUUGGGAGCUGCUAUGUCACGUGACUGUUUUUACUCCAUUGUUGCAGCAAAAGUGCCUCUCUGGCUGUGUAAUGCAAAGCAAACACUGUAAUUUCUGCAAAAUGCAAUGUUUCCCCUUGAGGGGAUAAAUUGACAGGAUCAAUUAAUAGAUUAAUUCAUUGACUUUAGUGUUCGUUUGAAUUUUCAUUUUAGUGAACAUCCAUGUUGGUUCAGAGGGAGGGGAGGGUGGCAUUUUAACACUCCUGAAACUUUUCCUGGAGAGAAUUAAUUUUAAAUUUGUAUUAAAACCCUAAACAUGCAUACUAUUCUGGCUUUAGCUGAAGUAAAACUGAAAUGGUAGCUUACAUUUAUUUUAUUUUUUUUCUAAAAAAAAUGUACACAUGUACAAGGUCACAAUACUACUGCUCUGUUUAAGGUUUGCUUGUUUUUUGGCCUGUAACAAACAUCUAAAUUGUCGGCCACCCUGACUGUUUUCUGCAAGAAUAUGCAUCAAAAGAAAGCAUCCUUUGUCCCUAAACAUCUAGUCCUCAAUGCUAUUGUAAACUGGUAGAUCCUUCUGCUAGAUGGAAUUGUAUUUAACAGCAGCGUUGUAUAGAGUUGACACUAACAGAACACAUGAUCAUGCUUUCAUAAGGUCUCUUGCAAACAUGGUGGUUAAAUUGCCUCUAUUAGGGACAGACAAACCAGCAUAACUACUCAAUCUGCCUAAAAUUAUUUAAGGACCUCUUACUACUUCAAUAUCCCAAAAAUAUAUAUAUAUUUAAUUUUAUUUUUUUUAAUAGAUUUUCCAGAUUCAGCAGCUUUAAUUCUUUUUAUCCCCUUCUGCAGUUUAAUGUUUUGACAAAAUAAUAUAUAUAUCUGUACACAUAACCUCUGUGCUUUAUAACGGUUUGUUAUCCAGAAAGGAACAUUAUCAUUUUUUAUAUAGCUACACAUAGAUUGGUAUCAAAAUCCAAGAAGGCAGCAGAGAUGGAGAGGGAGAUGAGGGGUUGCACAUAAAUGGGAGACGGUAGAAAGGUCUAAAAGAAAAUGUAGGUGAUGAGAGAGCUGCAUUGUCUCUAUCUGGGGUCAUAGUUGAACAAAUCGCACUGAUUUAUGGAAAUUUUAGACCUUUUUGUUGUGAGGUUUUUAUCGGUGGUAGUUUUCUACAGACUUAGAACUUGCCUUUCUAGUAUUGCCGUAAAUCCUACCUUGUUUCGACGGUAUCAGGGGAAUCAAAUAGGUCCUAUCUGAAAACGUCUAUCUUGUGCCCAGAGGGCCAGCCCUUCCCUUGCAUAUGUUCUACGCUAACGUGAAUAACUUAACAUAUGUCAACACCAUUAGGGUUGACCACCCAAUUAUGCAUCUUUAGAUUUAUAGAGGCUUAAUGGAACAGCAAGGUUUCUGAUCAAAAGGUGGUUUGGUUUUGACACCUAAGCAAUGCUAAAACUGAUGUGGCAUUUUCCCCCAAAUGUACAGUAGAAUUCAUUAUGUGUGGUAAAGGAACACUUUAUGAAAACAUUUCCAAAAAUAGACUUGUAAGACUAAGGGACACUUGACGUGGAGGGCUUUCCUUAUUGCAGCUAGGUCUAAAUCAUUUUAAUUCUAAAUGAUGCUCUCUGAACAGAUUAUGGUGGCUUGUUUAAAACUCUGAUGUACCUUUCCUGUGUAAAUACUGUGUAAAUACUAGGGUUUUCUUGAAACUGACUUAAACUGCAGUAGACCACUUUAUGUAAAGAGUGUUAAUCUUGGUUUUAUGAGGCUUCUGUUAAUCCAUCUGGACUUCCAUGUCUAUUGUUGGUGUGGAAAUUGUAUGUAUUCUUUUCAUAUGAAAGGAUCGUUUCAUUACAAGUUUUAUUGAUAUCCUAUGCAAAUAGCUUGUCAUCCAGACAACACUUGUAUAAAAUCCAGGACUAUUAUAAUGAACAUAAGGUUCCCCAAUUCAUGGGCUUAAUGCUCAGAAAUAGCUCGACAAUCUAUUCUAAUAAUCCUAUGUGAAAAUCUACUCUGUAUCCGCAUGCCAGAACUAUGUACAUGUACCUAAAAAGCUUGACUAACUCUUAAAGUUGCCAACCAGUUUACAUGUUUGAACAACUUGAUGGGAUGAUGCUUAGCAACACAAUAUUGCCUGUUGCGGUCCUUCAUACUGUCUGUUUCUAAACUGGCUUACAGCUCUGUGCCAUAAAUAAUUCAAGAUCUCUCUCAUAUAUCCUACACCUUUAAUUGGGUUAUAUGAAGAAUGUUGAAAGAUGGUAGAUGACACUUUGUGCUCUAUUCAAAUUGUGUAGAUCCUAUUGGUAUCAUUGGAGGAAGCAUUCCUCCCCCCCUUUAUUAUUUUAUUUUUUUGGCAUAUUUCAGAUACCCUUUAAUAUUCCAACAAGAAACUUGUAAAGGACCAUAUAAGGCCAAUGGCUGCUCUUAGAAGGAAUAGAUAAACCAGUAAUGGUGCUCUGUUUAAUUUUUAUUUAUUUGUUUACACUAAAUUACCGGUUACCCCAAAAUUUGAAAUGGAAACCUACCUGAUGUGGUUGCUUUAUCGUAAAAUAGACCUAUAUGGCCUUAAACAAUAUAAUCAAGUUGAGAGUAAUUCUUGCAGUCUGUAUCUUGAUAUAGCUUGUGAUUCGGUCUGUGGGUGCUACAAUGCAAUUUCUGCAGCUGGAGAAUGUUCGCUUAUGCCUGAGGUGUAUCUGUUUCUUUCCAACGAUUUGCCUAGAAAUUUCUUAACUUCAAUCUAUUUAUUUUUAGCUUGUCAAUAUUGGCUCUUCCUAUAACUAUGGAAAUGAAGAUCAAGCAGAAUUCUUGUGUGUUGUGUCUAAAGAAUUGCACAAUACCCAGUAUGGAACAACUAGUGAACCCAGCGAAAAAGCAAAGGUUAGUUUAUGAUGGCUCAUUGACGUCUUUAUACUAUGAAUCUGAAUGUAUGAAAAUACCCAUAUCUGUUAAAAACAAAACUUCAUAUAGCUUGGUCAAAUGUGAUAAGUCUGUAUUUAUUCUUUUUUUUUAAUUUUAUAUAUUUUAAUUUACCUUGCCUGAUUCCCACAGUAAUGUUACAUUUUGCUUAUUUACCUCAAGGUCUAUCCUAUCUUUAUUUUUGUGUUUAUUAAAUAAAUACCUAAGCCGAUUAUUAAUUUCUAAUUAACAGCACUGUUAAAGGGCGAGCAAAAGAGUAAUGCCUCCCAAAUUGAGGCAUUUUCAUUUUAAUGAAAGAUUGCACUGUGCUAAUUCAUAAAACACAGCCUAGCUGCCUGUACUGCAGUGAUGCAUGGCCUAACAUGACUGCCAUCUUGUUCAGUACAGCGUGAACUGUGCUUUACGAGAAGACUUCUGCGGCUACACUCCACCAGGCAACAAGAACAAACCCCCUCAAACUUUUAAGGGAUGAUUCAUCUGCUUAACAAAGAUUUUGAAUGGAAGACUGGGCAAAUACACCCACACUGGCAUGCAGUUUUUACCAGUGAUUUCUAAAGGGGCAGGAUUGGCACUAUAACCUCUACAUGCUGUGAUUUGUAGAUUGUGAGCACUUAUCACUGGUUCAAAGUCAACUUGCCAUGGUCAGUUUGAGGCUCCCUUUGCCAUUUUACAAAUGGCUGUGCAAUUUCCUCCAUAUUUGCAUGAAAUGACUUCCCAUCACUCUACUGCCAUCCAAAUAUGGAUUACAUGUUAUAUUGGUAAUAUUGUCAAUGUUCAAGGAAAUGGCAGAUUUGGGGGUUCUCCAACUUUGACAAAUCUCACCGUUGACCCAGAAGUAAAGACUGUGCUUGCACAAAAAACAAUUACAGUAAAAUUUUAGUAAUAGAAGCUAAUAAUCCAUCCUAAAGACAGGCUAAGCACCAUAAUGUAUGGGGCAUUAACUAUGGAACCCAUUUAUCAAACUAAAUUUUAGAAUGGCACAGUGACCCAUUCACAGCAUGUACUGUAGAAUAGAACCAACAACUUCAAUAAUGUGUGAAAAUGCCUUAUAGUGUAAUUGCAUUGACAUAAUUUUUCUUAGGCACUUGUUGAGUAAUGCCAAUUGGGGAUCUAAUAAAAUGGCCUCUGGGAUAGUUUUAGGUCCUGAUCCAGGGAUUGAACUACUGGUUAAAUCUGGUCAAUAAUGCGGAUUAGAAAUUCCCACUAAUCCACUUACAUGUGUCAUGUUAGGAAGUCCAGCUUUUCCAGACAGGGAACAUUGAAUAGAGUAGCACCACUUCUAUUUUAUUUAUUUUUGCUAUUUACAGAGCCAAUGAAUAUACUUCAACGAUCUUUUGUAAUAACAACAUUAAACUUAAAAGUUUAACUUUUGGUUCAUGAAUAGAAUUGCUAACAGUAUGCAGUAAAAUGGACACGUGCCUCUAAACUUGCUCCAUUACAACUUCCACCGCAGUAUAGGGGUAGUGGUGUGCACAGUCAAUAUGUACCCCAGCUAAUCCAUAGUGAUUGUUGAGGAGGCAGUAGUAUGUUAGUCUGGUUUACUUAUUUGUUUGGCUGUGUACCCGUUUCAUAGUAAAAGGAGACUCCCUGAAGGCAGAACUGACUGGAGAUGUCUAUCUGCGUAGACACUGGUAAUAAAUGUCGUGUAUUCAUUUUAAAUAUUUUUUUAUUUUAUUUAUAUAUAUAUUUUUUUAAUAUGGAGAUGCAGAGAGGGUGGGGGGUGCAAGAUAGGAAAGGUUACUCUGGCCAAAACAGGUUUGUUUUUGUGGUUUCAUUUUAUUUUUUUUUUUUUUUUUUAUUUUUUUUCCUUAAAACCUAUAAUGCUCAUUAUGGCUAAAUCUGCUUUCACAGGUGCCUUCCUCCAAGUAUUGAGUGACUAGUAUUACAACAUUGCAUGCUCUUGGAGUUUGAAGAAUAGUAUAAACUCUUCCAUUUACAACCCAUUGUUUCAUAAACAAUCUCUCAACAUUCUUAUACUUUUUGUGUGCAAUAUAAGCCAGGCAACUUUAAGCAUUUACUGCAUUAAUAAAAAUUGUUUUGGUUUUGUGUGGAUUUUUAUUUAUUUUUUUUCUCACGUUUCAGCAUUCUUAUUUGCUAAUGUUGCUUGCAUUCUUGUCUGUUUUUAUUUAAUUUUUUUUGUGUGGCUUUAAUUUUUUUUUUUUUCUUAACUGCUUUUCUUUUCCACUCCCUUUCUUUGCACAUGCAUGCUGCAUGCUCGUACAGAGUGAGGACGAGGAGACGGAUUACGAUAUGAAUGACUCAGAUUAAGUUAUAACUCACUGGUGAGAGCUAGCUUUCCUGAAUCCCUCACAGCUCCCCUAGAUCUGUUCCUCGCCCAUGCCCAUCCUAGCAGCUCUAGUUAUCUUUACCCUGUACCCCAAAUGUUUUUGUUUUUUUCCUUCCCAGUAUAGUCGCACACUGCAUUAGCCAAACAAAUGGAGCUUAAAAUGUCUUUGCCAUAAAGUAACCGUUACGGUUUAUUUUACAAAGCAUUAUGGGAAGGGUGUGCGUUUUUGUUUUUAUUUUUUCCUUCAUCUGAGUUGGAAUAAAGCAACUUUGAUGGUUUUGAUAUCUAACAGACUAUAGUUGCGUUAUCUGGUGGAGCCAGAAAUUAAUCGAACUGCUACUAUGCAUGAGGGUUCGUAUGGAUUAGACAAAUUUUUAAAUAUAUAUUAACUUGGUUUAUUAAAUCAAACUUUAGGAUUUUAAAUGUUUAAGUCCAUGUUCAAGAACAAGCAAAACAGAUUUGGACAGACCUGACUGCUAAAUAUAUUUGCUGCUAAUGCAUUUCUAAGCUGUAUAAUGACUGUUUGUUUAUACAUAACAUGGUCUAUAAAUUGUUCUGAAAGGUAAUGUAAAGGGGAGGAGUCUCUAACGGAAUAUGCGUGCUGGUUCCAGUGGUGGUCAGAGGGAUAUCUCCACUCUUUAUUUUAAUUUUUUUUACCUUUUUUAUUUGUACUGUAGACCAUUUUAUAGAACAGAACACUUUGACAUCUUCCCUGUUGUGGUAAAAUACUUGGUCCUAAAAGGGGUUAAUUAUUUGAAGGUUUCGCAUGUCAAUAAGUGCCAUUUUAAGUAAGGAAGGUUGAUCAGAAAGCCUCAAUACAGAUUUACAUUUCCCAGCAGUACGAUUUACGGAACAAAAGAAAAAUUAAUAUGUUCCCUUCUCAAGGGCCCUCAAAAUAUCUUUGCACAUUAGUUUGCUGAUGGGUGUCUUUCCUCAUUUGACACCACUGCUGUUGCUUUCUGGGACAUGUCUUAUUUCAAUCAAUAAAUUAUUGGCCAUCAAAGAAAAUCCUAUUUUAUUGGAUUAGUAUUUGCAGCCUUCCCUCCCCUUUGUUUCUCAUUCCUGAGCAUUGAGGAAAGGUCACAAUGUGUUUCGGAAGUAAGAAAUGAUUCCAGGAAAAUCAAUAUUUACAGCAGUGCAGUUGUGAGCAGGGUGUUUCUAAAAGGACUGCAUAUGACCUGCUAGAUGUAGCAGGCAAGCCCCCAUUACUAGUGAUUGUAUGGAUGAAGCAAUCAGUUACAAUACUUUACUAGUUAAAACUUAUUUGCACAGGGCAGCAGCAAACAUGAUAUUAAAACAUUGCACUAAGAAUUCAGAUUUCAGUUUGAUAGGCUAGGCUCUGAGCUGAUAUUUUUUUAAUAAAUAAAAAAAUUAAAAUCAAGAUGUGUGGACUCUUUACUGCUUAUCUCCCUAUCAGUUUAGCAAUGUGGCCUUAAACUGACAAAGCCUCGUGACAAUCUAUCUGGCACAUCAAUAGUAAACUAACCCCUAUCAUUAAAAUCUGUUUUACGAUACCAUAGAAUGUCACAUUUAUUCAGCAUUAGUGGGGCACCACACAUUUACUGUUGGUCACCUUCCAACUAGGUCUCAAUGAAUCAGGCUGUUGGAGCAUAGAGGACACACAAAUAUAAAAUAGUCUGUGUAUUAACUCCUUUGUGACGUGCAUUCAUGCAUGUUAAAUUCUAAAUCUGAUUUAGUCAUUUUAUUAUGUAUCUGUUUCACCAUGAAUUGGUAGCUUUUUUAAAAAUAAAAUGUUAGGUGCAGUCUAAGCUAUCUUUAUUUAUUUUUAUGCGUGCAGUGUUAAAUUACAAGCUUUCUUAUUGACUUUAUGACGAAAGUUGUAAUGACAAUGUUAAACAAAUAAGAUGUGCUGCGUUGUUUUUUUUUUUUUUAAGAGAACAAUCUUAGUCAGAGUAAGGCAUUACAUUAGCAUAGGUCAUAAAAACAUGCAAAUGUAAGCUAUCUUUUUAAUACAGUAGAUGUUUAUAUAACUUUAUGCAUAGAUAUUAAAAACCAAAAUGCAGGAGAGGGUGGCUGAGUACUUUUCAGUGUAGCUAUAGUUUACACGCGUUCUAUAAAUUGGGGGAAGCGGGGACUUAGACUCCCAGGUUCUUUUCUCAGAGGGAUUUUGACUUUUCAUCUAACCAUAUAAUCACUAAACCUUUAUAUUAUUUAUCUAUAUAAUUUUAUUUCAAAACCACAAAGGUAAAUGUAACAAGAUGUUGCAAACACGCCCACUUAUUUUUGUUUUGUAGCUAUUUAAGCAUAAUGUGUGCCAAGGGAAGAUACAAACUAGCAGAAAGCACCCAGUGUCAGACUUUAGAUAUUUACAGUCUGUCAGUUGUUUUAGGGGAGUUAUACGGUCAAACUAAACCUCUUUUGCAUGGGGUAGAAUAGAAGCCUUCAAACUGCACCUUGGCUCAUGAUGACAAAGUUGGGAAAAACCGGCUAUCCUGAGGGAAAUAACCCAGGAUAUUUUGAGUCCUCGUGUGGUUGUUUUAUUGCAAACAUCUUCAGGCUUUAGCUGUAUCUUAUUGUUUUUUUUAUUUUUAUUUUUUCUAAGGAGAAAUUGUAGAGUGACAUUACAGAUAUGGCCUUAUUAUGCUAGGCCUACAGACUUUUGAGUUUGGUACCUGUUCUAUAGGAAUAAUUUAGGACCUGAUUCUAAACCUAUAUUGUAGGCCAGGGGUCCUUAAACUCUGGCCCCCCAGAUGUUGCUGAACUACAACUCCCAUGAUUCUCUGGCUAUCUAUGUAAUUCAAAGAAUCAUGGGAGUUGUAGUUCAGCAACAUCUGGGGGGCCGGAGUUUGAGGACACCUGUUAUAGGCUAUCAAGGGAAAGUGAUCACUGAUGGAUGCAGUGUGUCGUAGGCUUUCCCUAUUAAAGGGACACUCCCAAGAACCAUGCUGUACCAUGAUCUAUGCAACAUUAUGCAUACAUGUCCCCCAGAUGUUAUAAUCUUUGCCUGUAAUUGCAGUGAUAUGGCUCUCUGGUCUGAGUGACCCUUGGGCACAGCAUUGCUGAACUGACUCACACCUAGUUUAUUUUACCAAUUGCCUAGGAUCUCCACAAAUGUCAAGAGCUGCUAUUCAUGUACAUGGUCUCACCCAUCAUUAAAGGGUGAUAGACUUGUAUUAAUGGCUGCCAAAACCUGCUUCUUGUGUAAAGUUGUUUGAGAUGGUUAAGAGGAAUGCUUAAAGGUGCAUCAUAGGCAUCCAGAUUACUUCAUCUUCAAGUAGUCUGGGUGCAGUGUCCCAUUAACUCUAACCCUGCAAUCUAAAACAUUGCAGUUUUGGGGGACGGGGAGGGACUGCAAUAUUUACAUUGCAGUGUUAAGACGGCCUCUAGAGGCUGUGUGCUAGACGGCCACUAGGGGCACUUGCUGAGGACAUCCAGUGUGUUAAAACAUUGUCAAUGCCUUCCUAUUGUAAAAGCCUAAUAGGCAUGUGGCGCUUGCUGUGCACGUACAUUAGAUUUCUCCAGUGGAGGAGCCUGACCCAAGGUCAAGUGACAGCGACACUGGAAUCGGGUACUUUUUUUUUUUUAGGAUUAUUUAACCCCUUUCAUGGCAUGGACAAGGGAUGUUAUUGUGUUGGGAAUGCAGCUUUAUAUUCUUAACACAUUCUUAGUGUUCCUUUAAUGAAUCCAGAGUAAGUACUCACAGGACCGAUAAAAGUUAGGAUCUCUUAUCUAGUCUAUAUAGUAACUAUGGCGUCUGAAGAUGACAGUUUAGCGGCCAUACCAGAUAAUCUGCAGCUUCGUGGUCUAGAACAGGGGUAGACAACAUUCAGCACUCCAGGUGUUGUAGACUAAUUCUCCCAUGAUGCUUUGCCAGUAGUAUAACUGUGAGGGUGUUAUUGGAGAUUAAGUUUACAAUGUCUGGAGUGCUCAAGAUUGCCUGCCUCUGAUCUUUAAUACGGAUACCCUGCCGAUUUCUGUUCUCCUGGUAAUUUAGGGUUUAAUGUCUCAGACAGGCACUUCUGUGCCUAACGGUUGAUAGAACUAGAUUCUAGAUGGAACAAUUUCUAGGAGAGAACAUUUUAAAAUGCACAUGUCUGCUCCGACUCUUUUCUUAUACGAUGAAAAGAGAAUAUUAAAAAUAAAAAAUUCUCCACCUGUUGAUGAAAAAUUAUCACUAUUCUAGAUCUGACGUUGAAUCUAAAUCAAGCAUGUCAAACUCAGUCUAGCAUGGGCCAUAUAAACAAGGUUUAAGUUUAUGUGGGCCGCAAAAAAAAAACUUUUAUAGAAACGUAGGUUUAUUUUAAAAAAUGCAGUAUAAAAAAAAAAAGCUCCCAGCCUCCCCCUCUAGCCAACAAGCAGACUCCACUCACAUUGCUGCUAGUAUGCGACUCCAGCCUCUGGUAUACCCCAAAUUGCGGCGCCUGCACCCUGUGUCAAAUCUGAUACUCCCGCUACAUCUUGAAACCCUGUGAAGGUGGAGCACGUCGAUGUCACGUCAGAAUGUGAUGUGGCGUUGCGUGCCUCCAGGUACUCCACUGUCCAGUUGCAGCCAAUGCAACACUGACCCACACACACACACAUUUAUAGACAAUCAGACACUGACAGACACAUUUUCUUUUUUUCUCCCUACCUUUGGGAGCUGAUGUGGGGCCUCUCCCUGGGGUCCAGUCUGGAUCUUCUAUCUGCUCCCUCGCGUGGUUUAGUGGUGCCGGAAUAUGACGUCCUAUUCCGGUGUCCGGCUUCACUACAGAGGGCGCGUGAGGGAGCAGAAACACUGAGCUCCCUCCCUGGCCUUGCUCCCCGGCCUGGUAAGUGUAUGUAUUUAUUUUUAUAAAUGUGGGCAACGCCGGUGCCUACUCUGCUAUAAUACUAAGCACAGGCUGCAAAUAUGUCCAUUGUGGGCUGUGAGUUUGACAUGCUUGAUCUACAUAGUUCACAAAGGACAAAGGCCUUACAACUUGGACUUAUUGCACUGCCGCACAUAUCAAACAUUAAAGUUUAGUCAAUUCUGUAAUACAUCUAUAUUUAACGCCUGGGUAAUUCCUUAUUUAUUUUUGCCAUUUGUUUUUGGAUAUCGCCACCAUUAACCAUGAACAUCUUGAGAAGAGUGAUUGUACUAAUACAGAAAUCAACUAUUUAAAUGGUAUACGCAUCCUGUCCAAUGCAUCUUUUACUCACACUCAACCUUGUGUCUUUCAGAUUUUGCAAGAAAGAGGCUCCAGAAUGUGAAGAGGCUCUUGCAAAGUGAAGUGAUCUUUUCCAAUUAUUUGAAGCAACCAAUGUCCAGAUGCAAAGAGUUGCCAACAGAGUCACAUCAAGAAGAAACCUGCUUUAGUUAAUGUAGAAUAUUGACCUGAUUUUGGAAAGAUGCACUCUAUCAGAUGCUGCAGGAAAAUUUAACCUUAAUUUCAUAUUGGACAACUUGUAUUUUGGGGGGGUUAACGGCUUCCACCCGCCACCCCAUUCCCUGAACCCCUCUUCAUCCAUCGUCUGCAGCACCUUGUUAUAAACUGGCUUAACACUAGAACGGGCAAUGCAAAUGAAGAUUAAAACUGACAACUUGUAAAUACAAUAAAUCGCCCUACUCCACGACUGAGUGUGUACUUUGAGACACUAAACAGACCCACUCGUCCAUAAUUUUAUUUGAUAUAAAGAACCUUUAGCCAGUGUUUUUACUUGCUAAACCAACCCUGACAAUUUGGUUACCCCCCCCCCCUCAUUAGAAAAUUCCUUUAGAAGACCUCUUCUAAGGCAGAUUGUUUAUAAAGAGAUCUGUGUAUUUAAAAAAAAAAAAUGUUUGUUUUUUUUGAGAGAAGAGAAUCGAUGGCAUGCCCAAUAUUUUCUGCACUUGUCUACUGCUGCUGCUGCAAAAAAAAAAAAUAAACAACUUUCCCUGUCUUUUUAAUACAAAUAUGCUGCGCUUCAAUUCUACCUUAAGAUCUUCACAGCCCCUGUUAAAGUUUCAUUUUCUCCUUUCCACCCCUUUCUUUUAAAAGUGUAUUUGCACACUUGCAUCAGUUAAGAGAUGUUUACUUAUGGACUAUGAACACAGUACAUAUUGAAUAGGGAAAAUCUGUGUGUUGUUGCAUUGCUUUAGUUAAGUUUUUUUUUUUUUUUUUUUUUAAUAUAACCACCUCCCCUUGUUUCAUUUAGAGAAAAUGCAACUCUGCCCCUGUACCCCUUUAACAAAACAAAUGAGUUGCUGGGUAAUGUCUUGUAAUCGAUGCUUUGUAUAAAAGUUAAUAUUUCUAAUACAGUACCUUUUUAUAUAGUGUCAAUCCCCUUGGGUUCUCAUGCUGUUGCCCUACAAGAAUAUAUUGUGUUGGCAUGUUUUGAACAAGUAAUUUUCCAAUUUAUAGUGGCCUUUUAAAUAAGCUGGGUUUUUUAUAACCGGUUAGGGCAUUACACUUUUUUUAAUAUAUGUAUAUGUGUAUACAUUUAUAAAGCAAUUUAAAAGGUGUGGGGUUUUUGUUUUUAUUAAAAGUGUAUGUGAAUAUAUAAGCAGGCUGUUGAAAUUGUUAACCCAUAGCAUGAUAGUGACAUGUGCUGCAUAGUAUUCUAAAGACCUCUCUGUUCAUAUUUAAGCUAAAUUUGUAUAUUCAUUUAUUUAUUUUUUUUCUCCCUUUUAUGUGUUUAUACCUUUAGAGACUUGAUCAAGAAUAGUCUGCCAGUUUAGAAUCUUCAUUUCUGUGAAAAAUGCCUUAUUAAUGCAACUUUACCUUCUCUCCAACCUUCGUUAGAUAUGUGGUAGCGUUUGCUCUGCUUUUCUUAAAACAUCCCACUGCUACAAAAUGCACCAUUUACACACUGACAAGGCUUACUCCCUGAAGUAAGAAUUCAAAGUGAACCUUGAAAUGUAAGGUCUGAAUAGUUGAACUGGAAAAAUUCUCUAACUUCGCUAUGCUUCCAUUUUGGCUACUUUGGGCUUACAUUUCAUAUCCACUUUGAAUUCUCACUUUAGUGGAUAACACUUUGAGUCAUUCAGUAUACAGUUUUAGACCGACACUGCAUAUCUGUAUCAAGGACGUUGGAAUUAGGUGUGCUAUAGGAUUUGCUUUCAGGAUUUUUCUCCACGAUCUGAGUUUUUAAAGUGUCUGGAUGCAUUCUCAAAUUUUGCAUGUCUCCUCGUGAACGUGGACUUGUCAAAUACACCAGGUUUUAAAAAUGAAGAAACUCUGGGAAAAAAAGUAACUUUAUUUAUUUUUAAAUCCACAGCUUGGAACUUUGGCAACAUGUUGUAUAUGUGUGUGCAGUUCGUUCAGUCUUUGAGACUGUAAAUUAAUACAAUUAAGUUCAAGGAUUGUCCGAAUCAGUGGUGCUUAGCCUGCUUUCAUUAAACUACAUUACCAGACUUCCCAGUCAACAGCUGACUGACCGUGUGUCCUGACAUCUGGCGGGCAAAGAUAAGGUGCCGGUAUCUUGGGUCUCACAGAAUCUUAAACUUAGAAAAUGUAUCCAAAUUUGUAAAAGUAAAAUACUUGAAAUUUACUUGCAUUUCCAUGUUCACUAGAGUGGUGAAUAUAUAUGAUGUUUAACUAAUUUGUGCCUGGCUUGAAACCUCUUGAUUGUGAGCAUUCUAUUUUUUGGAAGUAGUUUAGAGCUUCUACAAUAUUCUUUGGCACCUGGAUUUGUAAUAUGUGGCAUUUAAUGGCAGUUUAGAUCAGACCUAAACAUUGAUCCCCAUAUUUGUUUUGAUUUGCAUGUCCUAAGGAGUGAACAGCAGUUCAUAGAAACUACCACAUACAGUUGCAAGAAAAAGUAUGUGAACCCUUUGGAAUGAUAUGGAUUUCUGCACAAAUUGGUCAUAAAAUGUGAUCUGAUCAUCAUCUAAGUCACAACAAUAGACAAUCAGUCUGCUUAAACUAAUAACACACAAAGAAUGAAAUGUUGCCAUGUUUUUAUUGAACACACCAUGUAAACAUUCACAGUGCAGGUGGAAAAAGUAUGAAGUCUUGGAUUUAAUAACUGGUUGAACCUCCUUUGGCAGCAAUAACUUCAACCAAACGUUUCCUCUAGUUGCAGUUCAGACGUGCACAACGGUCAGGAGUAAUUCUUGACCAUUCCUCUUUACAGAACUGUUUCAGUUCAGCAAUAUUCUUGGGAUGUCUGCUGUGAAUCGCUUUCUUGAGGUCAUGUCACAGCAUCUCAAUCGGGUUGAGGUCAGGACUCUGACUGGGCCACUAAAGAAGGCGUAUUUUCUUCUGUUUAGGCCAUUCUGUUGUUGAUUUACUUCUAUGCUUUGAGUCAUUGUCCUGUUGCAACACCCAUCUUCUGUUGAGCUUCAGCUGGUAGACAGAUGGCCUUAAGUUCUCCUGCAAAAUGUCUUGAUAAACUUGGAAAUUAAUUUUUCCUUCGAUGAUAGCAAUCCGUCCAGGCGCUGACGCAGCAAAGCAGCCCCAAACCAUGAUGCUGGUGUGCUGUGCCUUUUUUUCGCCACACAUAGUGUUGUGGGUUUCUUCCAAACAACUCAACUUUGGUUUCAUCUGUCCACAGAAUAUUUUACCAGUACUGCUGUGGAACAUCCAGGUGCUCUUGUGCAAACUGUAAACGUGCAGCAAUGUUUUGUUUGGACAGCAGUGGCUUCCUCUGUGGUAUCCUCCCAUGAAAUCCAUUCUUGUUUAGUGUUUUACGUAUUGUAGAUUCCCUAACAGGGAUGUUAGCAUUUGCCAGUGACUUUUGUAAGUCUUUAGCCGACACUCUAGGAUUCUUCUUCACCUCAUUGAGCAAUCUGCGCUGUGCUCUUGCAGUCAUCUUUAAAGGACGGCCACUCCUAAGGAGAGUAGCAGCAGUGCUGAACUUUCUCCAUUUAUAUACAAUUUGUCUUACCGUGGACUGAUGAACAGCAAGGCUUUUGGAGAUACUUUUAUAACCCUUUCCAGCUUUAUGCAAGUCAACAAUUCUUAAUUGUAGGUCUUCUGAGAGCUCUUUUGUGCAAGGCAUCAUUCAUAUCAGGCAAUGCUUCUUGUGAAAAGCAAACCCAGAACUUGUGUGUUUUUUUUUUUUUUUUAAUAGGGCAGGGCAGCUGUAACCAACACCUCCAAUCUUAUCUCAUUGAUUGGACUCCAGUUGGCUGACAUCUCACUCCAAUUAGCUCUUGGAGAUGUCAUUAGUCUAGGGCAGGGGUUCUCAACGUUAGUCCUCAGGACCCCCUACCAGUCCAAGUUUAGGGAUUACCUGGGUGUGUGUAAGGUGUUUAGAAAAAGAAAGAGUCUAAGGUGUUUUUUUCCCCUUUUUUCUAAACCCCUUAGACACACCCAGGUAAUCCCCAAAUCCUGGACUGCUAGGGGGUCCCGGGGACUGGGAUGAGAACCCCUGGUCUAGGGGUUCACAUACUUUUUCCACCUGCACUGUGAAUGUUUACAUGGUGUGUUCAAUAAAAACAUGGCAACAUUUUGUUAUUUGUGUGUUAUUAGUUUAAGCAGACUGUGAUUGUCUAUUGUUGUGACUUAGAUGAUGAUCAGAUCACAUUUUAUGACCAAUUUGUGCAGAAAUCCAUAUCAUUCCAAAGGUUUCACAUACUUUUUCUUGCAACUGUAAGUUGGAAUGCAAAAGUGCUGGCGGAUGCAUUCAACCUCUAACUUAAUAGCAUUCAUUGUAAACCCCAUCAGAGGGUUUUCUGUUGACUUAAAGUGACACUAUAAUCACUAGAACAACUACAACUUAAUGUAGCUGUUCUGGUGAGUAUAGUCGGUCGUUGCAGACAAUUUGCUGUGAACACUGCCUUUUUUUUUUCUUUGAAAAUGAAGUGUUUACAUUGCUCCCUAGGAACACUAGAGAUGCUUCCUGGGGCAGUGCUGCACAGAUUGCAGCACUGACGUUCAGCGCCUCCAGAUUCUGCAUGGAGUCGCUUAACUUUCCUCUUAGAAAUCUGUAUGUGGAGAUGCUCAUUAGCCAGGGUGGUUGACUACACCCUUGGCAAGCCUCCUUGGCUGAGAUCAUCAGAAUUGACAAUCUCAGCCAAUCCAAUGCAUUCCUAUGGGAAAACAUUGUGAUUGGCUGAAAUAAAGAAUUCUGAUUAUGUCCGGCAAGGAGGCAGAUCAAGGGCAGAGGCAGCACUGGCAGACCCCAGUGGCGUUGGUAUUAAGUUAAUUUUUUUUUUCUGGCUUGAAAGAGGGCAAAAGGGCUAAAUAGUUUAACACUAUAGGGUCAUGAAUACAUGUUUGUUUUUCUGACCAUAUAGUGUUCCUUUAAUAUUUCAGUGGAAAUUAAUUUUUUUUUUUAUCUGCACAGUCUAUUUAGAGGAAAUUGGCUGUAAUUCAACAUAGGUGUAGACUUGUUGAUAGUUGUUGUUGCGUGUCACUUAGCAAUGGCUUCCACAGAAUUGGAACUGGGUAUCAUUACUGUGAUCUGUAAAUUUUAACCAAAAACAAAGUAUUGUGUUCUACAGGAAUACUAACAAACGAACUUCCCUAUAUCCUUCAGUCUGUGGGGGAGGGAAUGCAAAUUUUAUUAAAAGCGCACAGUAAGUAUUUUCAAAAAUAAAUAUAUGUACAAAACAAAUAACAAGAACCUGGUAAAUCAGUCGCAAAACUGUAAACAGUUAGAUGCCACAAAGCUGAAAUGUGUUGUGAAUUGAUGGAAAUAAUUUUUAGAAAAUAUAAAUUAUAUACAGAUUUUAUGUGUAGGGGUUCAUCUAUAGAUGCAUAGAAACUCACUCUCACUGCAACUCAAAGUUCAUGUCCAGAAAUGUAGUGUCUUUUUUUUGGGGGGGGGGGGGCGCAGUGUUCCUUUUUAAAUGGUAAACUGGCAGGUUGUUUUUUUUUCCUAUAAACUUUGAUCCUUUUACAGUCAUAAAGGGCAGAAAAUAUCUACAUAACUUCAAAAUUCUCUUCUCACCUCCUUAUGGUUCUACUAGGAAAUAACCCUUACCAUCUUUGCAAGUGGUCUGUUUAAGAAAAGUGUUGUGCAUCUCUUCUACCACUUUAUAUACAUUUUCUGGGUAGCACUGGACAGAGCAGACCUUACUGUACAGAGAUUUUGUAACAGGUGACCAUUCUUCAAGUAUACUCCUUCCUAUUGUUAAAUAACAUGCUUGGCUCACUAUUUGCAUCUUGCCGUUAGAUGCUUGUUUUAUGUGAUUUUUGUACUUCAAUCUGUACACCCUCCAUAUGAUGCAAAGGGCUAUUAAUAUAUAAUGUUUUCUAAGUAAGACAUGUUAUUUAUUUUCUUCAACAUUGUUAUGCAGUAAGAUAAGGGCUAAUGGUGUUUAUAUAGAGUUUCAUCUUGGAAAAGCUUUUUUUUUUUUUUUUUUUUUUUAAAUACAGCGCAAUCUGUUAAUUGAAUCCAUUCGGCUGUUUCUGACAAUCUUGUUCCACUUGCAGCAUACUAGCUAACCUGUUACUGUACUUAUUUACAUAAUUAACUUUUGUGAUGUAAAUAACUAUCAUAAUGUAAAAUAAACCAAUGGUGUGAAGUUAGGCCCUUCCACAAUCUGUUCAA
Pelobates cultripes (western spadefoot toad) is the source of this 40426-nucleotide messenger RNA. NCBI's taxonomy places the organism in Eukaryota, Metazoa, Chordata, Amphibia, Anura, Pelobatidae. The record is from the annotation of a GenBank genome assembly.